AUGUAUGCUGAUGACAUAACACUAGCUUCCCAACACGAAACUUUCAAACCAUCCGAAGGUAUCCUUAACGAGGACUUAAGUAUACUAAACAAAUACUUUAGGAAAUGGAAACUAGUACCAAACACUGCCAAAACCGAAGUAACUGCGUUUCACUUGGCUAACCAAUUGGCAAAAUACGAGCCCACUGUUGAGUUUGCUGGAGCCAUUUUGCACUACAACCCCACUCCGAGAUACCUGGACGUGACUCUCGAUCGGAGUCUCACGUGCGCUCCGCACAUGGACAAAUUAUCCAAAAAGCUCCAGACCAGAAACAACAUCUUGCACAGGCUGGCGGGCACUACUUGGGGGGCCAGUGCCGAUGUGCUGCGUACAACCGGUCUACGUUUGGUGUACUCAACAGCAGAGUACUGUGCACCAGUAUCAUCAAAUAGUACACAUGUGCUGCACGUGGACACCUAG
This is a messenger RNA of Parnassius mnemosyne (clouded apollo), 459 nucleotides long. The record is from the annotation of a GenBank genome assembly. Lineage: Eukaryota; Metazoa; Arthropoda; Insecta; Lepidoptera; Papilionidae.